AUGGCAUCCCCUUCGUCCCUCUCCCCACCCGAAGUUCCGAUGGAGAUGCACGCAGAAAAUCGAGCCAAGCUCAUUAAAGCCCUUCGUCUACAUCUCUCCUCAUCGUCUCGGCCUCUCCAGGGAUUCGUCUUUCUGCAAGGAGGCGAAGAGCAAACGCGUUACUGCACUGAUCACAUUGAACUCUUCAGGCAGGAGAGUUACUUUGCUUAUUUGUUUGGAGUGAGGGAGCCUGGUUUUUAUGGAGCCAUUGACAUUGCCACUGGGAAGUCCUUUCUGUUUGCCCCAAGAUUAGAUGCUGAUUACGCUGUAUGGUUAGGGAAAAUAAAGCCGUUGUCAUACUUCAAGGAAAUGUAUAUGGUUAACAUGGUUUGCUAUACCGAUGAGAUUGUAGGGGUUCUACAUGAUCACUAUGGGGGGUCAGGAAAGCCCUUAUUGUUUCUCUUGCAUGGGCUUAACACUGACAGCAACAAAUUCUCCAAGCCUGCACAACUUGAGGAGAUGGAGAAGUUUGACACUGAUUUAAGUACACUGCAUCCUAUAUUGAUCGAAUGCCGCAUUAUCAAGUCAGAUCUGGAGCUUGCACUUAUUCAGUAUGCUAAUGAUAUAAGCUCAGAAGCUCAUGUUGAGGUUAUGAGGAAAGCAAGAGUGGACAUGAAAGAAUAUCAGUUGGAAAGCAUAUUUCUUCACCACAUUUACAUGUAUGGUGGUUGUAGGCAUUGUUCAUACACAUGCAUUUGUGCUACUGGUGAUAAUAGUGCUGUUCUCCAUUAUGGUCAUGCAGCUGCUCCAAAUGAUAGGACCUUAAACGAUGGAGAUAUGGCACUGCUAGAUAUGGGAGCUGAGUAUCAUUUUUAUGGUUCUGACAUAACAUGUUCAUUCCCUGUUAAUGGAAAUUUUACAAGUGAUCAGCUUCUAAUUUAUAAUGCUGUACUUAAGGCUCACAAUACAGUCAUUUCUAUGAUGAAGCCUGGAGUAAGUUGGGUAAAUAUGCACAAAUUAGCUGAGAGAAUAAUUCUUGAGUCUCUGAAGAUAGAAGACCUCAUUCUUGGUGAUGUUGAUGACAUGAUGGUUGAAAGAUUGGGUGCUGUUUUCAUGCCCCAUGGUUUGGGACAUUUUUUGGGCAUUGAUACGCAUGAUCCCGGAGGCUAUGCUAAGGGAAUGGAAAGGCCAAAAGAACCAGGUUUAAAGGCUUUGCGCACAAUUAGAGAACUCCAAGAGGGCAUGGUGAUAACCGUCGAGCCUGGAUGCUACUUCAUUGAUGCUCUACUGGAUCCAGCCAUGCAGAGUUCAAAUACAUCAAAAUUCUUCAAUCAAGAGAAAAUUAGCAGAUUUAAAAGCUUUGGUGGAGUCCGAAUUGAAAGUGAUGUGUAUGUUACUUGUAAUGGCUGCAAAAAUCUCACCAAGUGUCCCCGGGAGACAUGGGAAAUUGAAGCUGUGAUGGCCGGUGCACCAUGGCCACUGGACAAGAUACCUGCCCAUACAGAUAACACGAGAGGGCGUUGAGUAAUGUCAUGCUUCAUUUAAGUGGUGCUCUAAGGUGUCCCUUGGCUACCAAAGGAUGGCAGUCAGGCAGUAGCCUUAUGGGUUUGCUGUAUGGGUGACAUCCCACACCAGCUGCUGAUAUGACAUACACUUAAGACAUAUUCCUCCUUUUUAACCUCAACUUCUCAGUGCUGCGCAACAGGGAGUGCUCCUCCCCAGAGUCCCAGACCCAGUAGUAGGAGUUCACAUCUGUGCUCCACAAUGCCCUACAGCAAUUGGAGUUCACAUCUGCGCUCCACAAUGCCCCACAGCACAUCCUGGCCUUGUAUUGGAAAUAUCUCCCAAUGAUAGUUCGGAAAAUGAUAAGACAUCAUAAAAAGAUGUUCUCAAUAUAAAGUCGGGAUGUGCUGUGGGGCAUUGUGGGGCGCAGAUGUGAACUCUAGUGGUAGGCAACUUCGUUACUUCGUUGCUGCGAUCAUGGCUUUCACGCUGGUUUGUAGAAUGGCAUGCAGAGACAGCGUUUUUAGGAGAUUUGCGCAACUCUUAAUUCUUUUGUCCAGUUCAUUUGCAUCUCUUCGUUUCUAUUUGUUUCUUGAAUGUUAAUAAUUCGUUUGUCUAUCUGUAUCUGUGUGUCUGUUCAAUCUUCUAGGUGUCGGUCUCAGCAUGAAAUUAACAAUCUUCGCCACUUGUUUCUCGUACUAUAAUUUAUUUCAUUUUUUUUGUUGAUUUCUA
Nelumbo nucifera (sacred lotus) is the source of this 2214-nucleotide messenger RNA. RefSeq names its product Metallopeptidase M24 family protein. Gene Ontology annotation, molecular function: metalloaminopeptidase activity; manganese ion binding. Lineage: Eukaryota; Viridiplantae; Streptophyta; Magnoliopsida; Proteales; Nelumbonaceae. The record is from RefSeq and is a predicted model, not a curated record.